AAAAAAAACAAGAAGAGGAGAAAACCAACCAGCAUCACCACCACCAACGAACGUUCAAUCAAACACUAUUCUUCCGUUUCUCUCUUGGAUAUGUUAAUGGCGGCGUCGCUGCCCUUACCCUCACCCUCACACUCACACACCUCGUUCUCCCUCAACCCACUUUCGUCUCGGUUUCACCGCUACCAUUACGGCUUCCUAAACCCUCAUCCAAACAAACCCCACAAUCGCAUUUCAACCACUCUCACUCUCAGACGCAGUACCCACAAUUUGACCACUGCAACCGCCGAAUCAUUUAGCCGAGCACAAGAGGCAGAGUCUCCCAAUCCCAAACUGUUGCUUCGCCUUGCCGCCUCCUCCGCGCUGCUCUUUCUUGGCUGCUUCGGCUUUGGUGCCGCUCGGCCCCUUCGGCUCCCUCCCGCUCUCGCCGUAGCUCCACUGCAAGAGGAAGCUCAAGAUCAAUCCGAGUUAAAAGCAGCAUUCGACGCUUGGAAGUCUAAAACCUAUGCUCUCACUGUUCCUCUCAAAAUCGUUGCUUUACGUGGCUCUGUACCUCCUUCCUGGAUUAAGGACUUCAUACAAUCACAAGGAAAGAGAUUAAAGUUUAGCUUGAAGUACAAUGCAAGUCUUGAGGGCAUCUUUUCUGAUCUAUCUAUGCCCUCUCGAAAAGGUCAUGUUUCGCCAUCAUCUACUUCGGCGGGGGAUAUUGUGAGUGUUGGUGACUCCUGGCUCAAUUUGGCCAUCAGCAAGGCUAUAAUUGAGCCCAUACAGGGGGCAGAAGACCAGGAAUGGUUCAAGGCCUUAAGUGACAAAUGGAAGGUAUAUCUACGCAGGAACUCUUUGGGGGAAAUAGAUCCUGAAGGUAAAAUAUGGGCUGCUCCAUAUCGAUGGGGCUGCAUGGUGAUAGCAUACAAGACAAGUAAAUUUCAGAAGCAUAAAUUGGCUCCUAUCGAGGACUGGGCAGAUUUAUGGCGGCCUGAACUUGAAGGGAAGAUUUCAAUGGUUGAUUCUCCUAGAGAGGUUGUUGGUGCAGUUUUAAAGUAUAUGGGGGCAUCUUACAACACAAACAAUCUCGACUUAGUUGCUGGCGGGAGAACUGCUGUCCAAAAAAAUCUUGAAUUACUUGGAAAACAGGUUCGACUAUUUGACAGUGUGAACUAUUUAAAAGCAUUUGGGGUGGGAGAUGUAUGGGUGGCUGUUGGGUGGAGUACUGAUGUUAUUCCUUUUGCAAAACGCUCAUCUAAUGUUGCAGUAAUUGUUCCCAAGUCUGGAACUAGCUUAUGGGCAGACCUUUGGGCAAUCCCUUCUGUCUCUAGAUUUGAAACGGACCGAAUUGGGGGCAGAGUCAGGGGGCCGUCUCCACUGAUUCAUCAGUGGAUAGAGUUUUGCUUGCAAGCUGCGAGAGCACUGCCUUUUAAGCAGGAGGUGAUCCCAGGUGCCUCUCCCUCUGCCCUUGAAGGUACACAAGCUGGGGUGCGUACAGUGCUUACCAAAGGUAAGCCCAAGCUGGAUUCAAACCUCAUUGCUGGUGCACCCUCACAUGAAAUUCUGGUUAGGUGCGAGUUCCUGGAGCCGUUGUCGGAUUCAACACAGUCGGAUUAUCAAUGGCUGAUUGCCACUAUGCCGAAACCUGGCCAUGGUUUGAUCCAUGGAAUGCAUCAUUACAUCUCAUUGAUGAUCCAGAACUUUUGGCUGAAAAGAAAGCUGAAUUCUAAAGUAACCUGAACAUGAAAUAGAGGUAGCAUAUGCCUCUCUUUUGAAACAACAACCUCAAAGGUUCUGAUGGGAACUGAUUCAAGAAUAUACAUGAAUUAUCUUUUCAUUUUUUUGUACCAAAAUUUUAAUUAGAAUAAAGUAAAUUGAAACAAA
Messenger RNA from Alnus glutinosa, 1866 nucleotides. RefSeq lists its product as uncharacterized. The transcript has 7 exons. The record is from RefSeq and is a predicted model, not a curated record. Gene Ontology annotation, molecular function: polyamine binding. Gene Ontology annotation, cellular component: periplasmic space. The coding region runs from base 91 to 1722 and encodes 543 amino acids. Gene Ontology annotation, biological process: polyamine transport. Lineage: Eukaryota; Viridiplantae; Streptophyta; Magnoliopsida; Fagales; Betulaceae.